This is a messenger RNA of Fusarium oxysporum Fo47, 1638 nucleotides long. RefSeq lists its product as uncharacterized. The record is from RefSeq and is a predicted model, not a curated record. The transcript has a single exon. Bases 1 to 1638 code for a protein of 545 amino acids. Lineage: Eukaryota; Fungi; Ascomycota; Sordariomycetes; Hypocreales; Nectriaceae.
AUGAGUUCCACAGGCAAUCCCGUUGCCUCAAUCACCAACAACUCUGGUUCUUCUGUGGACAUAUACGAUGUCUUCAAUCCUAGCACCGACCCCAAGAUGCAGGGGCCGUUGACAUACACCAAACUGGCCACUGUGUCAAGCGGUAGCACCCAGCAGGUACAGACUAUUCAUUUUGCCAGCCAGCUGCAGGCCAUGUUCACGGGCAACGUCACAGCACUGAGCGGCACAUACUACCAGCAGUUUCCUGUGGCCGUGCUGGCGGUCUCCCCUUUUGCUGAUUCAAACGCCUUCACUGUUACUAGUGACAAUUCGCAGAGCAUGGUCGACUCGUUCAAGUUCAUCAAGUACGCCCAGGCGAACCCAUCCUCGCAGCUGGCCACGCAAUUCCGCACAGCCCUGGGUGACACGACUAACCAGAAAAAUGCGGUCAACAAGUUUUUCCAGAGUACUGGCAGCUUCAAGCUGUGCACGCUUACUACCUGGACUGCGGUCUUUACUUGGCAAGCCCAGUUCACGAACCCCUGGCAGGGAACCUACUACCUCUACAGUCUUGAUAAAGUCCCGGCUUUGGUAGCAACGCUGGCCAUUACAGCUAGCGCUGACAACAGCUCGGCUGUGCUGACCAUGGCUGGCACAAACAACGAGAACACGGCGGUAGUCAUGGCAGGUGAUGGCACCAUGUCGGAGCAGAACCAAGGCACCGGCAACCUGUCUGUUGCGCUGACCCCCACCUGGCUGAAUGUAGCCCAGACCAGCCAGCAGGACGGCAAGACCGUGUCCAACUAUGUCAUUGGAGCUGCGUUCACGGGCACCAUCAAUGGGCAGAAGGUGGCUGGCAACCUCAAUCAGCUAGCCAUCCCAGACCCUUCUGAUAACUCCAAGAACGCCAACAACAAGAACACGGCCAACGGGUUCUCUCUUAGCACCCUCGAAGGUUUGAUCGGAAUGUUGACCAGCAUCGGUAUGCUGUACUACAUGGCCAAGGGCCACAAGGAGGCCGAGACCCAGAAGAAGAAUGACGCUGAGAAGGGCUCCACCAGCAAGAAGGACGCUGAAGACAAGGUUAAGAAAGUUGAGCAGGAUUAUCAGGCAGAAUCAGUGCCAAAGGUUCAAGCACAGGCGGAAAAGGUCGAGGCCACUGUGCCAAAGGUGCAACAGGGCUAUAAGGAGGUCGUCCAGGCCCAAGACGUCCAAAGCAAGCAAGACACUAUACGUCAGCAGGAAAAGUCCAUGGGGGAGGUCUUGGAAGGCGGUGCUCCAUCUCAAGCUACCGAGAAUACGGCCAUGAACCUCGCCAAAGCCGACAAGGAAGUUUCCAAGGCGGCGGACCCUAAUACGAGCCCGGCUGAGCGAGACUCAGCUUUGAGUGACGCCUCGACCACUCUGACCAAAACGAGUGAAGAUAUUCAAACAGCUUUGAAGGACCAGGCCGAGGAACUUCCAAAGGAGGAGGCGGAUAAGCUGAAGGACGCUCAAGAUGCAAUUGACCAAGUGCAGGAGGAGACCCAGGCUGAAAAGGAGAACCAGGAGGAGCAGGAGGCGCGAGAUGAGGAGAGUCCGAAGAAGGAGGUGGAAGAAUCUACAUUUGAUCCACCUGAUGGACGAGAGGCACCUACCUUUGAGGGGGGCUUCAAAUAG